AUGGCCGAGGAUAGUGAUAGUAACAAGGAAGAAUAUUUAGAGGAUGAAGAAGAAUAUUCUCUUAAAAUAGCUGAUGGUGAUGAUGGUAGUGAUUAUGAUUCUUCAAAGGAGAAAAGAAAAAGGAAAAAAGGUUCCACUAGGAAAAAGAAAACACCAAAGAAAAAAACAAAGGAAAAAGUUGUUAAAGUGACUGUUAAACUUGCAGAACCAUCAUCAAGUAAAGAUGAACCUGAAGAUGAGCAAGAAAUGUCGGAUGAGGAAGAUAUUGAAGAGGAAAAAACACAACGUAAGCGAAGAAGAUCAAGGAAAAUAGUUGAAAUAGAUCCUAAUAUUCCAGCUGAAGAUCAACUUCCUGUAAAAUUCGGAACGUCACAAGUUGUUGCUCUUGGUAAAAUUGAAUUUGAAAAUGAAAAUUAUCACAAUGAUAGAUACAUAUUCCCAAUUGGAUAUAAGGCAGAGAAAAACUACAUGUCUUACAAAAAUCCAGGGGAUAAGACUGUUUAUAUUUGUGAAAUUUUAGAUGGAGGUGAAGAAGGACCAACUUUUAAAAUUACACCAGCUGAUGACGACAAUUCAUUUACAUCAUCAACACCUAGUGGGGUAUGGUCACUCGUAAUUAAGAAAGUAAAUGAGUCAAGAAAGAAAAAUUCAAAGACAUGUACAGUAUCUGGUCCUGAAUAUUAUGGCCUUUCAAAUGCUAGGAUUAGACAAUUAAUUGAAAUGUUGCCAAAUGCUGAUAAAUGUGUAAAUUACAAAAAGAAGUUUUCAAAUAAUGACGAGGUUGAAACUACAGAAGCAACUGAAACAGUUACACCAAAAAGAGGAAGAAAAAAGAAGGAAGUAAAAGAGACAGAGACACCUAAGAGAAAAAGAUCUGUCAAAAAGGAAAUUGUAGACGAUGCUCUUGAAGAGGAACUAGAGGAAGAACCUAUAAAGAAAAAGAAAAAGGUUAAAAAAGAAGAAAUUGAGGAAGAAAUAAUAGAUGAAGAAAUGGAAGAAAAGGAACCAACCGUUGAUUUCUGUGAUCCAAUUUACUUUGAGAAUGAUGAUCGUCUCUCUGAACCGGUCUAUAAGAUGUAUAGAGAACCAUUACCUACACUGCGAGAAUAUCAAUUUACUAACUAUACUGAAAAUAUUUCAGCCUAUGGUGGUCAUAAUGAAAAAAUUUAUUUGAAAUUUAACAUGUAUACCAUAGAAGAAGUUCAAGAAAUUUACAAGGAAAAACAAAUCAAACUUCCACAAAAGGUAGAAUUGGAACUCGCUCAACCAAUAGAUAAUGAACGCAAAGAAAGAGCUAAAAAGGCAAAGGAAGAAAAGAAAAUUGUUGAAGAAUAUGAAAAGGAAGAAAAGAGAACGAGUUUGGAAAUUUUAAGAUCAAUGUGGGAAUUACCAUAUGUUUUUGUUGGUUUUCAACUUUUAAGGCCAAUACUUAAAAUUACAGAGUUCGAUUUUGAUGAGUUUGAAGAUUCUCUAAUUAAUCCUCGAGAGUGUAAUGGCUUACUGGCAGAUAUAUUUAUAAGGUUAGUUAAAGGACCUGCCAUAGAUAGAAAAACUCUCGUAAGUUUGGAUCCAAAAUGUGAUAAGUGGAAGACUGUUCUGAAAAAUAAGUUAGAUUCACUCCCUCCAAUUUAUUGGUUAUGGAAAGUCAAUCCUCUCAUUUUAUACGAGUACUAUGAUUUAACACCAGCAUGGAGACUGAUAAUAAUCAAAGCUCUCAUGGAAUGGAAAUUUGAAACAAAUCAAAGAGUUUAUGACUAUUCUAGAAGCAAAUAUGGCAUCACAAUGCUUGUUGAUCCUAUUGGAUCGGACCAGGAUGGUAUUAAAUAUUGGUACUACGACAGUAUUGGUAAGCUUUUUGCAGAAUUACCUGCAUCACUGUAUUCAGAAACAAAACCUCGUUGGGAAAUUAAAUGUUCCACUAAAAAAGAGUUUGAAGAUUUUAUUGAGGAGCUCAAAAAGAUUAGUGAGGAACUCGAAGAGAAUAGUGAAGAAGCCAAAUCUGUACCUCUUUUAAUAUCCUCUCUGGAAGCAAUAGUUAACGAGUUGCCUGAACCUGAACCUGAGCAAGAACCAUUAAGUGUUGAAGAAAAGAGAAAAUCCAGAGAAGAACAUCUCACUAUAGUUGCAAAAGAGAGAGAAGAAGAAAUAGAGAAGCAAAAUGAGAGUGAAGUUAAAGAAUUCAAAGAGCCUGAACCUGCUGAAACUGAACAAGCAGAACCAGCCGCAUCAAGUGAAAAUAAUCAAACUGUCUCAAGAAGUGGAAGAUCUAUUAGGAAAGAUUUUACUUCCCUUGUGGAUGAAGACGAAUUAGAUGAGUCUAAAAGAAGUCUUAGACCAAGAAAGAGGAAAUCUUACAAGGAAGCAGAAGAUGAAGAUAAGAAGGCUGAUAAGGAUGCUGAAUUUGUUCUAGAUGAAGAUGAAGAUGAUGAUGAAGACUUUUAUUCUGAAGAGGAAGAAGAAGAAGAGGAGGAAGAAGAAUAUGAAGAAAAGAAAUCGAAAGCAUCAAAGAAAGGAAAUUCCAAAAAAGUCGAUUUUACUCAAUUCAAGGCUGAUCCCACAAAAAGAAAUGUUCAACAAAAUUCGUUCACUAAUGUUAGUGGUGUGAAUUUUAAUCCUUUGAAUAGAUCUGGUAAUGUUAUGCAGCAAAUGCAACAAAAUAGGAAUAUUAUGCAACAAAGAGUUAAUAAGCCUCAAACAGUCAUUAUGACAGGUUCAACAAUUCAAAAUAAUUUGAGAGAUGCCCAAAGCUCAAAUAUGCUUAGAAAUCAAAUGAUCCAACAACAGCAACAAAUGUCUAGAAAUGCUCUUCAACAGCAAUUAGCACAAAACCCUGCCUUACGUAACCAAGUUUUGCUUGCUCUCCAGAAUAACCCUUCCCAGCAACAACAAAUCCUUCAAGCUCUCCAAAUGAGAGCUGUUCAGCAACAACAAGCUCAACAACAAGCAAAUAUGCAACAACAAAAUAUUGCUGGAGUUCAAAAUAUGUCGAAUAUUUCAAACGUUGGAAACGUUCAAAAUCUUUCAUCUUUAACACCAGGACAAUUGAACGUGUUGGCACAAAUGAACGAGUAUCGUAAACAACAAUUACAAAGUCAACAAUUACAGAAUCCACAACAACAACUACCUCAAAAUCCACAAGGAAUGACAAAUCUUAAUAAGAUAAUAUUGAAUAAGCCACCAGAAAACACUGUAAAUAAUGCACCAACAGUAAUUAAUCCAACCAUUAACCAACCUACCAUUCUUAAUCCUCCUCAAAUGCAAAUUCAAUCCCAAAAUCAAAGCUCAUUACUUCUUCAACUUCUCCAACAAAAUACUGCUGCUCAACCACAGCAACCACAACAACCACAACCACAACCACAACCACAACAAUUCCAAACAUUUAAUCCUCUCAUGCAACAAACUGUUGCCAUGCAAAAUCCUCAACAACCAAUCAUUAAUCAAAUGGGAUCUUCUUCUCAACAACAAGAUCAAUCUGAGAUGGAUGGAUUAUUCUUAGGGGAAGAUUCAUUCGUUUAAGGAAAAAUAAAUCUUGAAUGGAGAAAACUUUUUU
Molecule: messenger RNA, 3550 nt
Organism: Naegleria gruberi
Lineage: Eukaryota; Heterolobosea; Eutetramitea; Acrasida; Naegleriidae
Exons: 1
Coding region: 1-3516 (1171 amino acids)
Biological process (GO): regulation of cell cycle
Cellular component (GO): nucleus
Source: RefSeq, a predicted model, not a curated record